This is a messenger RNA of Drosophila takahashii, 670 nucleotides long. The record is from RefSeq and is a predicted model, not a curated record. NCBI's taxonomy places the organism in Eukaryota, Metazoa, Arthropoda, Insecta, Diptera, Drosophilidae.
GCCAACAAACAAUCAGUUUGUAUAAUACUUUCGUAAGAGACACAACUAUUUCUAAAUAAAAAAAACUGUUGAAAAAAAACCUCAUAAAAUUCAAAACAAAUUUCAUAUUUAUUUUGUACUUUCCGUAAACCAAAUUGGCAGUGAAAAAUUCGUGUUUCGAAUAUAGUUUUUCCCGAAGAUAGAUAGGUAAAUAUAAGUGAUAUACAAAUAAUAAAUAUUAAGCAGCCUUCUCAAAAACUGUGGACAGUGAUUAGAAAAUGGAAUCGAAAGCAAGUGUUCCCAAGGACUAUUUAUUCGGUGGCGCCAACCCCGUCGGCGGUAGCGAUAAUGUUUGUCACAAAAGGAGGGAAUCCAAGUGUGGCAAACCGAUGAAAAGUUGCUCCAAGCCGAGGGCCAGGUGCUCGAAGCCCAGGAGGAGUUGCGCCAAACCCAAGGCGAAGUGCGCCCGAGCCAAACCAGCUUGUCCCAGGCCCAGGAAAAGGAUGGAGUGCUCCAAGCCCAGGGCGAGAUGCGCCAAGCCUAAGCCAAGGUGCCCCAUGCCAAAGUGUUCCAAGCCAAAGCCAUCGAGUCCGAAGCAAACGUGUCCUAUGUAAUCGUAGGACCCCUAAAACCUAUAUAUUUCGGGCACAUUUUUAGGACCAGAGAUCAGACCAAAAAUGUAUCAAAAAUG